AGGUGAUGAGCGAGUACGAACGGAUACGAAAAGCUUGCUUGAAACGUGGAGAACUAUGGGAAGAUCCAGAUUUUCCAGCAACGCAAACCUCCGUAUUCUAUCAUCAAACUCCACCAUUUCAAUUCACCUGGAAGCGACCAAAGGACUUAUGCCCGAGACCCGGAUUCGUUCAAGAUGGACCGGCGCAGUUCGAUGUUAGUCCAGGCAAAAUGGGCGACCGAUGGCUGGUCUCGUGCCUGGGAGUGCUCUACCUAAACAAAGGGCUGUUCUACCGCGUGGUACCCGCUGACCAGUCAUUCUCCGAUGACCAGUAUGCAGGGGUCUUCCGGUUCCGGUUAUGGUGGUGCGGAGAGUGGACGGAAGUACUCGUGGAUGACCGGCUGCCGGCCGUCCAUGGAAGGCUGGCUUUCUUACAACCUCAUCGUGGUGACCACUUCUGGCCCGGCCUGUUGGAGAAGGCUUACGCUAAGCUACAUGGAUCUUAUGAAGCCCUGAAGUAUGGCUCGAUGUUGGACGGCUUGGCGGAUUUGACUGGAGGCAUAACUGAAAGCAUCGCCAUACGGGCAGACGGACCGGCAUGUGGAAGGUUGCUACAUAAAUUGCUGGACAUGACCUCGAUCCUCACUUGCGUGGUACAGCCGCCUAACCAAGUUAGGGCUCAUGCGGAAAAGUUAGUCAAUGGAAUACAAAUAGGAAUAAAUUAUAGGUUAUGUUCAAUGGAAAGGAUAGAAACUUUCACUGGUGAAGAAAUACAAUUAGUAAGACUCAAGAAUCCGUCAGAAAAUUCCUCAGAAUACAUUGGACCUUGGUGUUUAGAUUCGCCGGAAUGGUCGGAAGUGCCACCUUUAGAAAUGGAGAGGAUACAAAAGAAAUUGCAAGAAGGAGAAAUUUGGAUGCCAUUUGCGGAGUUCGUGAAAACUUUCACACACUUAGAGGUAGUCCAUCUAGAUAGUGAUACUAGUCGAGACGAGCCGAGUCUCCGGAAUAAGAACACCUGGCAGAUGCGGCUGUACCAAGGUAACUGGCAGAAAGGCGUAUCUGCUGGAGGAUGUCGGAACAAUCCAGAAACAUUCCAUAUCAACCCGCAACUGCACUUGCUGCUCAGUGAGAUGGAAGAAGUCGUAGUGUCGUUGAACCAACAUAGCAUUAUGGAACCAAAGGUUAUUGGAUUCACAGCUUACUCUUUGCCCAAAGGAAGCGGGGAGAGCAUAGGAAAGUCGUUCUUCAAAAAGAAUAAGUCUCUGUUCAAUUCGCAAUACACAAAUAGCCGGCAAGUUAGUUACAGAUGCCAGUUGGAGCAAGGCGGCUACCUGAUAAUGCCAACGACCUUCGAGCCUGGACAAGAAUCGGGCUUCACCCUCCGUGUGUAUUCCAGUAAACCGCUGAAACUGAAGCUGCUGGACACCAUCCCGCUUCUUCUGAAAUCGGCCAUAGUGAAAGCACCUCCAUUACUCGACGGGAAGAGUUUUAGUCAGUACGAAGCUGUGUUCUUGCAGCUGGCCGACGAACAUAGGGCUGUGAACGCGUUUGAGUUGCAAGAGUUAUUGGAUGCUUGUUUACCCAACGACUACAUCAAGAGCUGUGCAUCGAUUGAAGUUUGUCGGCAGAUCGUGCUUACCUUUGAGAGUUCAAACACAGGCCGCCUCAAGUUCAACGACUUCAAGGACCUAAUGUGCAGUCUGAAGUCUUGGCAGACGGCUUUCAAAAACCACACCAAGGAGAAGACAGGCAUUUUGAAGGCUGAAAGAUUGCGCGACGCGCUGCUCGAAGUCGGAUUCCAGUUGAGUAGCGACGUCUUGGCUACACUCAUCCUAAGGUACAUGAGGAAGGAUGGCACGCUUAGGUUCGGCGAUUUCGUGUCUGCUAUACUGCAUCUGACUGUCUCGUUUAAUAUAUUUGAAGCGAAGGAUCCUCUUCAAAAUGGAAGUAUCAAAAUGAACUUAGCUGAAUGGCUGAAGUCAUCCCUAACCUGCUGAUACAUGUUUAUUAUUUAAGCGAAAACUCUUUGUAAAUACUCAUUCUCAAAUUGUAUUUGUUAAAAUGUAACAUACAUUAUAAAACAUAAAAGUUAUCAAUACUUAA
This is a messenger RNA of Acanthoscelides obtectus, 2082 nucleotides long. NCBI's taxonomy places the organism in Eukaryota, Metazoa, Arthropoda, Insecta, Coleoptera, Chrysomelidae. The record is from the annotation of a GenBank genome assembly.